Prorocentrum cordatum is the source of this 4446-nucleotide messenger RNA. The record is from the annotation of a GenBank genome assembly. NCBI's taxonomy places the organism in Eukaryota, Dinophyceae, Prorocentrales, Prorocentraceae.
AUGGCGCUGGUGGCGGCCCCGGCUCAGUACACCGGCGCGCCGCUGUGGCAUCAGCGGCGCGUGUGGGGCCGGGUGAUUCAGCAUCCGACUGAGUUGCCGUGGUCUGCGCUUCGUGUCGUGAUCUCGACGCCGGACGGGGACGUAUACGAGGAGCUGUAUGAUUUGUUGGACGGCACGUUGACGGCGGUGAGGUUCGAGGACGAUCGGCGGACGAGGCUGCCCGGGCUCGAUGCGGGCAGCCCUUCCCGCGUCCGCCGCGCACUCACGGUGGCCGAGGAGGGCGCGAUCAGGACGGAGCUGGAGGCCUACGCGCGGGACGCCUACCUGGCCUGUGAGCAGGCGGCUGGGCGACCCAUGGUGGCGCCGCCGGCGGGGUUCUUCGAGCACUUCUCGUUCGGUGCUGCUGCAGCUGGGGGCCCUGGGGCGGGCGCAGGUCCACCACCGCUGCCCGCGCCUGUGGCGGCGCCUGUGGCGGCCGCCCUAGCCGCGCCCGCAGCGCUGGCGCCUCCUGCCGCACUCGCGCCCGGCGCACCGCUCGUGGAAGCUCGGGUGGCCGCUCCCCUUCUUGGAGGCGUGGUGGCCGCCGCUCUCCUCGGACCUGCUGAGGUGCCUGGGCCCGGUGGGCAGUGGCCGUGCGUGGAGUCGACCACCACGGCGCAGCGCGGGGACCUGGUGACGAUGGAUGGCUCGGAGGUGGUACGCGGCGACAUCGGCCUGAAGCAGGCUCCUAACGGCAGCUGGACCACUCUCUGGCGCCUGCGCUUCCUGGAUCGCAAGCGCGGUGGCGCGAUCGAGCACUUCCACCAGUUCGUGUCGUACUAUCGGCUCCCUCGAGAUGACUUCGGCAUCUCGCAUUAUGAGUCGAUCAUGCGAAUGGUGGACAACCUCGUGACUGGGGACCUCCUCGACUUGCCGAGCGCGGUCGGGGUCGAGGUCAUGAUGAGGCAGGCGCAGUUGUACGAGUACAUAUACGCGAUGGGGCACGAGGCCGAGGCCAAGAGCAAAGGCAAGGCUCCCGACGGGGGCGGCCUCCAGAAGUUCGGUUUCGUGGACGAGGCGAGGGUCUUCACUGGGGCCGCCCGCGAGGACGGGCGCAUGAUGGUCGCGCCGGCGCUGCCGGAACACGUGGCCAAACAAGUGGAGCGCGAUGCUGGAAUCCUUAAGCACAUCAGUGAGGCGAUGGCGGUGAUCCUGGAGGCGGUCGACGCUUUCGGAAUGCCCCCGCCCGACCUCACUUCCGCGGGGGCCCUCGAGGAGCUCCGCGUCGCGCAAUCGCGCGACCAGGAGUCCGCCGUGAUUGCGCCGGUGACUUUCGACCGCGUCGACCUGAUCUCCCUGCCGAGCGCGGGCUCCAAGCCGUUGCCCCUGUCCGCGCUCGUCGGGGGCGACGGCGCGAGGAGAACCUUCGGAUGGGGCUACUGUUCGGGCGAGGAGAUGGUGAGGAUCGUCUCGCAUUUCACGUCUAGGGUACUUAUUCGGCGCGAACUGCUCUCCUUUCUCGGGGCCGUGUACAAGUUCGGGGAGACGUGCAAGGGUCGCGUCGCUCGACUCUGGCCCGUCGCACGUCGUGAACUUCGCUGGGCCCGUGCGUUCCUCGUGUUCUGCAACAGGAACCUCGGGCUCCCGAUCGACGCCACCCUCGCUUGCAUCGGCGCGUCGUCUCAGGGCUUCGGGGCCGCUCAGAAGGAAGACUCCGCGGAGGCGGUGAAGCGCCUGGCCAUGCACAGCGAGCGCUGGAGGUUCUCUCGGGGCGCUGAACAGCAAGAGCUCGGGCCCCGAGCGGCCGCGGUCUCUAGCGGUGGCGCUGGCGGGUCUGCUGCAGGCCUGGUCGAGGACUUCGAGGAGCUCCCCGUGGAGAUCUGGAUGGGGCGAUUGGCACCCAGUGCAAUCAGUGCCCUGGAGGCGCCCGGCCCCGCAGGUCGCUGCUUGCCGCUGGCGUCGGGCUCCUCGCCGCGCUGGAGACGGCCGCCGUCCGAGUUUAACUCGGCCGACCCGGCCUCCCGCAACCGCCCCUGCGCGCGGCCUGAGGCUUGGUUUGCUCCGGCGGCCCUCGACCCCGCGAGCGUCUACAGCCGCCCCGCCGGGAGUCUUGCGGCGGAGGCCGGCCGCCUCGACCUCGGCGCGCCGCGCGCGGAGCCGUUCGACGCCCGGCUGUCCUGCGAGCCGGCCUGGGCGGCGGGCCGACUUGGGCCGGGGCGAUCAAGCGACGCGUCGCUGCGCCCGCCGCCAGGCGACGCCGCGCGCCGGGACUGCCAAGUCCGAGUGGCGAGGUUCGAGCGGCCAGUGACCUUAUUCAACGAGGUGUUUCUGGAGGGCCAUCCGAGCCAGGAGGCUGUCAAGUACAUGGCCGCCAUCGCGCGCUUCUGGUCGACGCUGGGGCGACUGCAGGUGGCCCUGCCGCGCGCGGCGCGUGCUGCCCAGGGUUGGGCGCGGCUGGUCCCGCCUCGCUCGAGGCCCCCGAUCCCCUGGCCUAUCGCCUGUCUGAUGAUCGACUGGAUGCUAAACUCAGGCGAGCUGGCGGCGGCCGCGGCGACGGCGGCGCGCAUCGCGCUGCGCCUGCGCCCUGCGGAGCUGCUCGGGCUUCUGCGUGACCGGGCGAUCCCGCCAGCGGUGGGCGCGCAGCCAGGGCAGGCCUUCAUCUCGUGCUGGUCGGUGGUGCUGCAUCCGAUGGAGUGCCUCCAGCCCUCGAAGACUGGGGUCUACGACGAGGGCCUCCUGGUGGACAGCCCGCUGCACGCGCUGCUGCCGCCGCUGCUGCAGGCGCUUCGGGCCCGCGCAGCACCGCGAGGCCGCCUGGUGCCGUCGAGCUACAAUCAGUGGGCGCUGGCGUUCAGACGGGCCGCGACGGCCCCCCACCUGGGCGCGCUGGGCCCCCCCGCCCUCUGCGCGCUUCGGCGCGGGGGGGCUUCGCGCGAGCGCGUGGCGAAGACGAGAAGCCUCGGCGAGGUCAAGAAAAGAUACCGCUGGGUCUCAGAGUCGCCCCUGAGGCGCUACGCCAAGGGCGGCAGGGUCGCGGGGCAGAUGCGACGGCUGCCCCCUCAGAGCAGCGCCGCGCCGCCAGCCUGGCCGGCAGCGCUGGCGGGCGCCUCUCGAGCAAGCCUCACUGGCAUCCUGGGCAUCUUGCAGGCCACGGUGCACAACCUGGCGGUGGUGCAGUGCGACCCCGCAGCCAUGGCGUCCCUGCACAGGGCGCGGGCGCCCAUCCGCGCGGCCACCAUCGCGUCGGGCGCCAGGGCCAGCCUCCGGCCAGGCGAGUGCGUCAACUUCGUGGGCUUCGACAACCAGUGCAACCCCUUCUGCGCCAGGGUGACCGUGGCGGCGGUGUACCUCCCGAGCGGGCGCGACGAGUUCCCUCUUUGGGAUGCCCCGCGAUUUCGCGAGCACAACCUGGAGAUAGUGGUGCUGGCCGACACGCCCGAGGACGCCCGCGGCGGCGUGCUCUGCGACAGCAGGGGCCAGGUGCGGGCCCUCUUCGCCGCGUUCGACUGGCAGGGCCCGAACCACGAGGAGACGACGGAGGCGUUCGGGAUCUCCGCCAGCGUGUUCGCGCCCCUCCUGGCCGCGCUCAAGCAGCGGCCCGACGAGCCCCCCAUGGUGCCGUCGCUCGACGUGGAGGUGAAUGCGCUUGACGUGGCCACCCUGGCGCGGGGCACGUCCGGCGCGCUCCCCGGCUCCUGGCUGCGAGCCGUGCAGCGGCAGUGCAGCGGCCGCGGCACGGUCCCGCGCGCCAUCCGCGUCAGCCGGGUGCUGCCCACGGGGGUCGCCAAGGGCCUGCUGCGCCCCGGGGACGUGCUGCUGAGGGUGGGCGGGCGGCACGUGGGCAGCAGCCAGGAGCUGGAGGCCGCGCUGCGGGGCGAGGGCCCCGCGGGGGCGCGGCGCGCAAGGCCGCGCGCGAGCGCCCGCGCGGGCGCCGCGAGGAAGCGGCCCGCGGGUGCGACCGCCGCCCCGGCUGGGGCACUGACGGUGGCCGUGUUCCGAGAGGGGGCCGAGGUGGAGGUGGAGGUCACGCCGGCCCUGCUCGGGUCGGCGAUCGACCCGCGCCUGGUCAUUUGGGCGGGGCUGGUGCUGCGGCGGACGCCGCGGUGCGUCCUGGAGCGCUGCGGCGACAGCGUGGCCAGCGCGGCGGGCGGCGUCUUCGUGCAGAACAUCCUCGGGGGGUCCCCCGCGGACGCCCGGGACAUGAUACCCUGGUCCUUCGUGUUUCGUACCAGGGCGCUCGUCUGGGUUCGGCGCGCCCGGCAGGACCUCGGGGACGUCCUCCGGGCAGUGGCGGCGCCGGCCGCAGGCGGCCGAGGGCCUUUGGAGCGCAGCUGGGUGCGCCUGCGUCUGCUCGACCUCUACGGCAACGAGCACGUCCGGGCCAUCUGCGUCGACCCGCUCUUCUUCCCGACCCUCGACCUUCGGCAGGCGGACGACGGAGGCUGGGAGUGCGUGCAGUGCGCGUGA